CUGCUGCAGAAAUGCAGGAUGCGAAGGGAAUGGGGAAAUGCAUCCCUUGCUUGACUGUGUGAUUACUCUAGGCUUAGUAACACUCAUGGCUGAUGGAGAUCUCUUACAGCAAGAGCUGAUGGGAUGAGAGGGAAGAUCCCUUUCCACUUAUUCCCAUUAUCCUUGGUAUCCCACUGCCAGCCAUGGUGCUGGGUUUGCUUUAGCAGAGAACAGAUUUCAGGGUGCUGCAUCCAGAGCUUGUGGUUAUCACCUCCAGCUCGGCCUUGGUUUGAACCAGUGAGGAGAGGCUCUCAAUUAGUUGGGUUUGCCUGGAACUUAAUUCCUUGAUGUUGGAUUUUGUGAUUGUUGGUUUGGUUUUGUUUUUUAAAGAUGAGGAGACUGUAAGACUGCUCCAGAAAAGGGUCUUUACUUGCCUUGUUUGAUAACCUUGCUGCAAUCAGGUUGUGUGACCAGGAGUGAAAAGGGAGCCUAGGAACAGCUUAUUUCCCUGUGGGACACCAGUCUUUCACUUUGACUGAUGUUCCCAUUGUAGCUCUGCUCCAGGGGCUCCUCUGCAAUCUCUGCUCGGAAGGAUCAGUCUCCUCCUUUGGCCACCAUUUCCUGCAGUUAAGGCUCUGGCCAGUGUUUUCUGCCUGGGGGACCCACAGAGUCGUAGGACUUGUGGAAGGAGCAGAGAUAACAGGCACCUAUCUGUUCUUCUCUUCCAUGCCUUUGGGAUGUCCGGGUGUCCCUGGGUAGAACUCCUCUCCGGAUGAGAUAGCGGAGGUGUCACUUGGGGGGCACUCAGGGCAGAAAACAAUAGCAGGUCGAGUCCAAAAAACAACAUUGACCAGUGAGUCCAUCUCUGCUGUCAGCCAGGGGCAGAGCUGCUCUGGGGAGGUCAAGGCUGGAGCUGUACCCCACAUCCCUUCGGCUUCUUCCUCUGAUAAACUUCCAGGAGAGCGACCACACUUGCUCUUCUGGAGCCUUGGAGUCGGGAGCUCCACUGAGGGAAGGCUGCAAGAGCCACAGCGUGUGUGAGGGCUUUCAAGCCUCUGUUCCUUGAGCAGUGACUGCUCCUUGGCUGAGUGGGAUGUUCCAGUACUUGUUUUUCUGCAUCUGCUUUGUCAUCCAGCUCCAGCCAGUGUCUUCGAUGGCCCUGGACCCCUGCUCUGCCUACAUCAGCCUCAACGAGCCCUGGAGGAACACGGAUCACCACAUCAACGGCUCGCAGGGGCAGCCGACGUGCGACAGCCAGAUCGCCGGGGAGUGGUACCGCUUCACGGGCAUGGCAGGUGAUGCCAUGCCCACCUUCUGCAUCCCCGAGAACCACUGCGGCACCCACGCUCCCAUCUGGAUGAACGGCAGCCACCCUCGGGAGCGGGACGGCAUCGUGCCCCGCCAGGCCUGCGCCAGCUUCAACGGCAACUGCUGCCUCUGGAACACCACCAUCCACGUCAAGGCCUGCCCGGGCGGCUACUACGUGUACCACCUCUCCAAGCCCAGCGUGUGCUUCCACGCCUACUGCGGCCAUUUUUAUGACAUCUGUGAUGUGGUGGAUUGCCAGGGCCCCUGCCUGGACACCAGUGACUGCACCUGUUCCCCAGGGACAACACUAGGACCUGAUGGACAGACAUGCCUUGAUGAAAAUGAGUGUGAGCAGAACAACGGCGGUUGCAGCGAGUUCUGUGUGAACCUGAAGAGCUCCUACCGCUGCGAGUGUGGGGUCGGGCGCACGCUGGGCAGCGACGGCAGAACCUGUGAAGAAAUCGAAGGCUGUCACAACAACAACGGAGGCUGCAGCCAUACCUGCAUUGAAGUGGAAGACACCUACCAGUGUGAAUGUCCAAGGGGACUUGUUCUAUCAGAAGACAACCACACUUGCCAAGUUCCAGUGCUGUGCAAGUCGAGUUCUAUCGAGGUGAACAUCCCAAAGGACCUGGUUGGAGGCCUGGACCUUUCCCUCAUCAACACUUCGUGCAAAGGCGUCUCCAACGGCACUCACGUCAACAUCCACUUCUCCCUGAAGUCCUGUGGAACUGUUGUAGAUGUGAUAGAUGACAAGAUCAUUGCCACCAACCUGGUGACUGGCUUGCCCAAGCAGACCCCGGGCAGCAACGGGGACAUCAUCGUGCGCACCAGCAAGCUGCUGAUCCCCGUGACCUGCGAGUUCCCGCGCCGCUACACCAUCUCUGAGGCAUACGUGCCCAACCUCAAGAACUCGCCCCUGGAAAUCAUGAGCCGCAACCAGGGCAUCUUCCCCUUCACCCUGGAGAUCUUCAAAGACAAAGACUUCGAUGAACCCUACAGGGGGGCUCCUCCCACCCUCAGGCUUCGGGACUCGCUGUACUUUGGGAUUGAGCCCUUGGUGCACGUCAGUGGACUGGAGACACUUGUAGAGAGCUGCUUCGCCACUCCCACCUCCAAAAUCGAUGAGAUCCUCAAGUACUACCUGAUUCAAGAUGGCUGCGUGUCCGAUGACUCCGUGAAGCAGUACACGUCAAAGGACCAUCUUGCCAAGCAUUUCCAGGUUCCUGUGUUCAAGUUUGUGGGCAAAGACAACAGGGAGGUGUUCCUGCACUGCCGCAUCCUGGUGUGCGGGGCCCUGGACGAGACCUCGCGCUGUGCCCAGGGCUGCCGGAGACGCGCGCGCAGGGCGGCCCAGGAGGAGGAGGAGGAGAAGGGACCUGUUCCUGUGGCAAACCACGUCCUGACAGGUGGCCCCAUCAGAAUCGACUUUGACGACUGACACCCACCCUCUGGAACAGCAUCUCCGCCUGAGACCGACCUUCCUUAUCAGUGCCUUCCUUAUCAGUGCCUUCUGCCAGGGCUGUUUGAGAAACAAGAGGUAUUUGGCAAAGCCCCACUUGCACCUCAGGACUCAUUUCCCUAACCCUACGAUGAUUAUUUGUGAGUGUUUUGGACACCUGGACUGCAGAAUGGUUUGGUUUUACCUGCAUUUCUUCCCAGCAACCCUUUGGCUGGAGGGACCCUGUUGCUUUGCAGGCCUGAAGCGUUUCCCAGCUUUGUCUUUCCCUACAUCCACCUACAGGCUCCAGGACUGUUUGUCCUUGGCUAAACAAAUGUUAUCCAAGGCCUUCUUGCAUCAGACAGUACAAAUAGUGUCGUAGCUGAACAUGUUUGCUGUGCAGUUCUGUGAGCGAUGCUGAAGCUUCUGGGCGACUGUUAAUAAAAACAAGUAUAAAAUAUUCUAUCUCAUCAUUUGUAAAUUCCCUGGAGCUGUACAAUUGUCAUUACAGGCAGCUAAAGCUCAGCUCUAUCACAGGCACAUUUAAAUGUUAUUUUAAAGAGUGAAAGGUAUUUAAUAAGGUUUGAUUUUUUAGUGUCUUUUGAUAAUUGCAUGCAGUUUAAUAGUGUUUCCACCUAUAUUUAGUGUAUCAUUAUUUUUCUCCCUCUUCUCCCACCACCAAAAAUGCCUUUGCUAAGUGCUCUGGCACCUUGAUUGUAAGAGAAGCACCAUUAAACAUCUAUUAACACCCCC
Molecule: messenger RNA, 3481 nt
Organism: Neopelma chrysocephalum (saffron-crested tyrant-manakin)
Lineage: Eukaryota; Metazoa; Chordata; Aves; Passeriformes; Pipridae
Gene: OIT3
Product: oncoprotein induced transcript 3
Exons: 9
Coding region: 1073-2728 (551 amino acids)
Molecular function (GO): calcium ion binding
Source: RefSeq, a predicted model, not a curated record